This is a messenger RNA of Pseudovirgaria hyperparasitica, 594 nucleotides long. RefSeq lists its product as uncharacterized. Bases 1 to 594 code for a protein of 197 amino acids. The transcript is spliced from 3 exons. Lineage: Eukaryota; Fungi; Ascomycota; Dothideomycetes; Acrospermales; Acrospermaceae. The record is from RefSeq and is a predicted model, not a curated record.
AUGGGUAGUUGUACCCCAAACCCAAAGCACAUUCCUAACCCCAAUCACCCAACCCAGAUGAACCCACAGACAGCCACAAACGAACAUCGCAACCUUCAAAGCCAGCCACAACCCGCACUCCCGCAACCACCCGCAACCACUCCCACACCCACAGCAGCCCCAGGAACCGAAUUACGACGAAAGGCGUAUAUACAUAUGCAGAGAAAUUGGAUAAUACUCAGGGGGCUUUAUGGUAGUGGUAGUAGUGGUGGUCGUGCAGAAGUGGUACUUCUCUCCCCUUUCCCUUUGCCCCCUGCCGGAGGAGAGGGGAGGGGGGACCAACGAAACCAAGGAAGUGUCAGACACCAGACAGGGGAUGGAUACAUGGGGGCAGGGCAGGACUCGGACGAGGCGGUAGUAAUAGGCAAGCAGCGCAAGUCAUGGUGGACGACGGACAAGGUUAUCCAGGGGGAGGGGGAUUCGGGAUUACAAGAGUCCGCUAUAGACAAGCUAUACAACACAUUCCCUGGAGUCUGCGGCAAGGGGAACCUAGUAUAUACCAAGUAUAUUGUACUACAGGACAAGGGGGCGAGGCAUGGACUAAGUAGUUCAUGA